AUGGCUAACCGGGGUUAUGAUGUGGUUGUAGAUGUGGACGCCGAGGGCGACCUCGGCCAUACCGACCUCCAGGAAGACCUGGAAUUCCAUCCUUCCAAUUUCGAGAACGACCAACGCAGCGCUAAAGCGCAACAAGACUCUGCGCCUUUCCUCGGCGGAGGUUCCUCGCGUGGCCGUGACCGGUCCCCCGGAGGCACGCCAACUAAGCAUACCUGGUGGUCGAUCCACUACUACGCCCAGUUCUUCGACGUCGACACGAACGAGGUCCUGCGACGAUGCGUGGCGGCCGUUUACCCUCGCAGCAACUUCCUCGACGUCCUCGAAGGCAACGCCGACCUCUACGGCCCGUUCUGGAUUGCGACAACCGUGGUGGUGAUUCUCUUCUUGACGGGAACUAUUUCGCAAUGGCUUUCGAACAACGACGAUGACCAUUUUGAAUACGAUUUCACUCUGUUGUCGGGGGCUGCCGGCCUGGUCUACGGAUACACGGGCCUUCUGCCCAUCGCUUUGUGGGGGGCCCUACGCUGGUUCGGUAGCUCCACUGCUGACCUGAUCGAGUGCUGGGCGCUGUACGGGUAUUCGAACUUGAUCUGGAUUGCGGUCGCGCUGGUCAGCUGGAGCCCCUUGACUGCUCUGAACUGGGCCCUGGUUGGGGUUGGGUUUGGCUGGACCGUCUUCUUCUUGCUACGCAACUUGUAUCCGGUCCUGAGUGCCACGGAUGCCAAGGCGAGCAAGAUCCUGUUGGUCCUGGUCAUCAUCCUGCAUGCGGGUUUCGCUAUUGCCAUCAAGAUCUUUUUCUUCGCCCACGGGAGCCCCGUGUCGAAGAAGAACAAAGACCACGAUGAUGAUGACCACCACGAUAAGAGACAUAUGCUGGGGAUGUACUAA
Messenger RNA from Aspergillus melleus, 888 nucleotides. RefSeq names its product Yip1 family protein. The transcript is spliced from 4 exons. Gene Ontology annotation, biological process: vesicle-mediated transport. Gene Ontology annotation, molecular function: small GTPase binding. NCBI's taxonomy places the organism in Eukaryota, Fungi, Ascomycota, Eurotiomycetes, Eurotiales, Aspergillaceae. Gene Ontology annotation, cellular component: membrane; Golgi apparatus. The record is from RefSeq and is a predicted model, not a curated record. Bases 1 to 888 code for a protein of 295 amino acids.